This is a messenger RNA of Sorghum bicolor (sorghum), 917 nucleotides long. RefSeq lists its product as uncharacterized. The transcript has 4 exons. The record is from RefSeq and is a predicted model, not a curated record. Lineage: Eukaryota; Viridiplantae; Streptophyta; Magnoliopsida; Poales; Poaceae. The coding region runs from base 331 to 852 and encodes 173 amino acids.
ACCCAGGGGGUCGGCGCCAUGCAUCAUGGCGCCGAGGUUUCACGUCUCGGCGCCAUGGAUCACGGCGCCGAGGUCCUGGACUGCCUUCUCACGUGGAUCUGACGUGGCAGGGAGCUCGGCGCCACAGAUCACGGCGCCGAGCUCGGCGCCACAGAUCACGGCGCCGAGCUCCCUGCUACAAAUCGGCCGACGCCCUUCGCUACCCGUGGACACAGUUCAUAUUUUCAUCUCCCCUCUCGGCUCUUUCUCUCCAAAAACCGAGCACGAAUUUGGAUUCAAUAUUUGGACCAUCAAAAGUUUGAUUUGUUCCAUAGAUCUUGAAGAGCCAGAAUGCCACGUCGUGGAAAAAGUAGCAAACCAAGCUAUGGCCGGACGACCGGUAGUCCGUACAUCCACAAGCCGCUUCCUAGCGGUGUUCCAGUACCUAUGUGCUUUUGUGGUGAUCCUUGCAAGGUAGAAAUUUCGGAAGACGAGGAAACCUAUCGGCAGAGGUAUUGGAUGUGUUCGAAUUUUGCCUGGGAGCCUACGCCAAAACAACGCCGCAGUAACUUUAUUACCCCUCCACCAUUGUGUGAUUUUGAGCAGUGGAUCGACACUGAGGUUAAGGAGUCCGACAAGCGGCUUCUACAAGGCCUAAAGGAGUGGGAUGCAGAGCGUGCAGAGAUAUUAGAGAAGAGACGUAGAGAGGAGGCUCAAAAGAGGGAGCACAAGGAAGAGGAGGAAAGAAGACGUGUUGCUGCGGCUCGGGAGGAGAGGGAAAAGAAGCUUGAGCGUGUGCGCCGAGCGAAGGCAGCGAUUGAUGAGAAUCCAGAUGCCCAGAGGAAGGGAAAGUGGCCUCGUUGCACUCAGUAGUUACAUUACCUUCUUGUUUUUUGUUUGGUUCAUGGACAAUAUUGUUUUGUGUUGGACUUUUCAAU